AUGCCAGCAUGGAAAUUAGCUGCUGUAACAAUGGACAUAGAACGUUUAAAGUCUGAAAACAAUCAUUUGGAAUUGGACAACAAUUGCACAAAACAAAAACUGGAGAUAACAAAAAGCUUGCUGUAUGCAUCAAAACCAUUAGAAGGCACAUAUGCACAAUUAAUGAGUUUGGUGGAAAAUAAUUCAGCAGACAGUGAAUUUAUCGAACAAAUCGAAUAUUUUUGUCAUGUAUUUAAAAUCCAGUUUGAAUUAGUUAGUCCGAAAGAUCUCGAAUUUAUUCUCGGCUUGCAAUUAUUGCUAGCAAGGAUAAUGAUCGAUCAGAAGAAUUACGUACUGUUGCUAUGA
Didymodactylos carnosus is the source of this 345-nucleotide messenger RNA. The record is from the annotation of a GenBank genome assembly. Lineage: Eukaryota; Metazoa; Rotifera; Eurotatoria; Philodinida; Philodinidae.